Molecule: messenger RNA, 9762 nt
Organism: Callithrix jacchus (white-tufted-ear marmoset)
Lineage: Eukaryota; Metazoa; Chordata; Mammalia; Primates; Cebidae
Gene: ZBED8
Product: family with sequence similarity 200 member C
Source: RefSeq, a predicted model, not a curated record
CUCUUCUAUGAAGCCUAGUUUACUUUGAUUUAGGAAGAGUUCUAUAAUAUCCAGAAUCAUAUCUUCUGUUUUAUUGGUAAUGCCUAGCCAGCCUGGCCAACAUGGCAAAACCUUGUCUCUGCUAAAAAUACAAAAAUUAGCUAGGCAUGGUGGCACACGCCUAUAAUCCCAGCUACUCAGGAGGCUGAGGCAUGAGAAUUGCUCGAACCCAGGAGAUGGAGGUUGCAGUGAGCAGAGACCAUACCACUGCACUCCAGCCUGGGUGACAGAACAAGACCCUGUCUCAAAAAAAAAAGAAAAAAAGUAAUGCCUAGGGCAUUACUCAGAUUGAUCUCAAUAAUAGCUGCCUUUGAGCAUGGGAACUAUGUACUGUAAUUGUCAUAUGUUAUCUCCUUCCUCUAAAGAACUUCAUGGGGUAAUGGAUGAUAUAUCAAUUUUACAAUAAGCACAUGGAAUUAACUCCCAAGUAAUCUGCACAAAUCCCAACAGUUAUAAGUGUUGGAGCCAGGACAUGAAGCUAGUUGUCUCUGAAUCUGAAGCCUACCCCUUUUUCUAGUAUUUAAGGCCCUAGUUUCUUAAACAAGGCUGGUCUUUUGCAGUUUUUUCCAUCCACAGAAAACAAGCUAGCCCUUCAGUAUUUACCAGGCUCACACUCAACACCUGAAAAUGACGUAUCUGGCCCACAUUUUUUGACACACCACCACUCCUCAAACACACUGGCCUUAUGGAAUGCUUUUAACAAGAUUGUACAAAAAUGAAACUUACUAAAUUUAUAAGAAUUCUGGAAAUAAAUAUCCCCAAACAGGAAAGGACUAUAUUCCGGUUUAUUUCUUUCAACAAUGUUUCCUAGUUUCUACUUGGGAUUUUUCUCUCAAACCUCUCUAAAAAUGGGUUUACUUCUCGAAAUCAUGUUGUCGAAAGAAUUUUAAAUAAAAAUCUUUCCUCUGAAAUGGAUGAUGAUGACUAGGAAAUUCAUCCCCAUGUUCCCAUUUAUGGGAAGUGAGGGGAUCACCCCGCAUGGGCAACACUACACCAGCUAUGGAAGCUCAUCCUCCACUGCCGAAAUGUUUAAUCUGAGAUUACAAUGAGCGUCCUCUUUUUUCUCAUUUAUUCCACAUGGAAUGUGGUAAUUAUCAAGAGUUUUAUCUCCAAGCUCAAAGCCAGACACAAUAUAAAAGUUUGAGUGCUCUGCAUGUUAAAAAGAACUAUGUGGACUUUACAGCUCCUUCCAUUCCUGAAAUUCUACAGUUCAUCCUUUCUGGCAGACACAACAAUCUCCAGUCCCACGUAUACAAUCUAAAAAAAUUGGGGAGGGCCAGCGCGCAUGCUCAAUACUCAAGCCAGCCAGCCCGUCCCACAGCCAGUUGCUCCUGCGCCUGCGUACGGGAGACGCCUUGCCCAGUUUGCGGGCGGGAAGCAACUUAGAGAACCCGGAUGGAACUCGGGCCUGGCUGAUCAGGGGUUUGUAGCGGAUGCUUCUCUCUCCAAGCGCACCGCAGAUUCCUGUUCGAGGGUGGGACCUGAGGAACCAUCGCCCGCCUAGACCUGGUUCCGACGUCGAGAGGCUGGGCCCUAGACUGAGCGGAGAGCGGCACUGGAGCCUGAAACGGGCUCUCAAAAGAAGCCCGAGCAUCCCUUGGGCCUGCGCCUCAGGCUCGGAGACCGGCGGGCGGAGACCGCGCUGAGUCUUUUCUUUCCUCGCCGCUGGCGUUCUUAGCUCACCCAGGAGGCUCUAAAAGUCUGCGUCCUUAGCAGUAAUACCACCAGGCCCUAUCAAUUAAGAGCUGCGUGUUGUUUGCAUGCAUUCUUGUAAUUAAACCUCCCAACAACCCUGUAAGCAAAAUUCUGUGGCAUCUCUGGAAUACUACCUGAGAAUUUUUGUGUGCCAUGUCGAAGAAACGCAAAUGGGAUGAUGACUAUGUUCGCUACUGGUUCACCUGUACAACAGAAGUUGAUGGAACUCAGCGCCCACAGUGUGUGUUGUGUAACUCAGUAUUUUCAAAUGCUGAUCUCAGACCAUCAAAACUGUCAGACCAUUUUAACAGACAGCAUGGUGGUGUAGCUGGGCAUGAUGUCAAUAGCCUGAAGCAUAUGCCCACACCAUCUGAUCAGAGUGAAACCUUGAAAGCAUUUGGAGUUGCAUCUCAUGAGGAUACUUUAUUACAAGCAUCAUAUCAGUUUGCAUAUUUAUGUGCCAAGGAGAAGAAUCCUCAUACAAUAGCCGAAAAGUUAGUGAAACCUUGUGCACUGGAAAUAGCACAAAUAGUUUUGGGACCAGAUGCACAAAAGAAGCUUCAGCAGGUACCCUUAUCAGAUGAUGUGAUUCAUUCUAGAAUUGAUGAAAUGAGCCAAGAUAUCUUACAGCAAGUUCUAGAAGAUAUCAAAGCCAGUCCUCUUAAAGUGGGCAUUCAGCUUGCUGAGACAACUGACAUGGAGGACUGCAGUCAGCUAAUGGCAUUUGUGCGAUAUAUAAAAGAAAGAGAGAUCAUAGAAGAAUUUCUCUUCUGUGAACCAUUGCAGCUAUCCAUGAAAGGAAUAGAUGUGUUCAAUCUCUUCAGAGACUUCUUUCUGAAGCAUAAGAUAGCACUUGAUGUGUGUGGCUCUGUUUGUACUGAUGGUGCCUCCUCUAUUCUAGGAGAAAAUUCUGAGUUUGUUGCCUAUGUGAAAAAAGAGUUACCUCAUAUCGUGAUCACACAUUGUUUAUUGAACCCUCAUGCACUUGUCAUAAAGACAUUGCCUGCAAAACUGAGGGAUGCUCUGUUUACUGUGGUGAGGGUAAUAAAUUUCAUCAAAGGGAGAGCUCCAAAUCAUCGCCUGUUUCAGGCUUUCUUUGAAGAAAUUGGCAUAGAAUAUAGUGUCCUCCUUUUCCAUACUGAAAUGAGGUGGCUUUCCCGAGGCCAGAUACUUACUCAUAUUUUUGAAAUGUAUGAAGAAAUAAAUCAGUUUCUUCACCACAAAAGCAGUAAUUUGGUUGAUGGCUUUGAAAAUAAAGAGUUUAAAAUUCACCUAGCCUACCUCGCAGAUUUAUUCAAACACUUAAAUGAACUCAGCGCAUCUAUGCAAAGGACUGGGAUGAACACAGUAUCAGCUAGAGAGAAGUUAUCUGCUUUUGUUAGAAAGUUUCCAUUUUGGCAAAAACGAAUUGAGAAAAGAAAUUUUACCAAUUUUCCUUUUCUUGAAGAAAUAAUUGUUUCAGAUAAUGAAGGAAUAUUCAUUGCAGCUGAAAUAACACUGCAUCUGCAACAAUUGAGCAGCUUCUUUCAUGGCUAUUUUUCCGUUGGAGAUCUUGAUGAGGCAAGUAAAUGGAUACUGGAUCCAUUUCUUUUUAAUAUUGAUUUUGUCGAUGAUAGUUAUUUAAUGAAAAAUGAUCUUGCUGAAUUACGAGCUAGUGGCCAAAUCCUAAUGGAAUUUGAGACAAUGAAGCUUGAGGAUUUCUGGUGUGCUCAAUUCACAAUGUUUCCAAACCUGGCAAAGACAGCUCUAGAAAUCCUUAUGCCAUUUGCAACUACAUACCUUUGUGAGUUGGGAUUUUCAUCACUUUUACAUUUCAAAACGAAGUCCAGAAGCUGCUUUAAUCUGAGUGAUGAUAUCCGUGUGGCUAUUUCAAAAAAAGUUCCUCGUUUUUCAGACAUCAUUGAACAAAAGCAGCAGCUACAGCAGAAGUCACUGUAAGCUGAUAUACUUUUUUAAUGUGUAAUUUUAAUCUUAAUAUUACAAAAUUAAGCUGUAAUUCUGUUUCUUUCCAUUCAUAUUUAUGAUACACUGAAUUCUAUGUUUGAAAACAUUUAAUGACUUUAGCUUUGAAUGAGGCAUGUGAAAGUGUGUUUUGAGAAUAAAAACACAAAAGCAGAAAAGAUGAAGUACUACUGCCUAGUUGCUAUCCUAAGAUUUUCCUGAUUCUGAGUUUCUGUUUAACCUGUUCAUGAGGUAUGUAAAAAAGAUACCUAAGCACUAGAAUAUCCAGUUAAAUUGUACAAUCGGCCGGGAAUUAAGCCAGGAGAAAAGAGAAGACUUCCCAGAAGUCAAAAAGGCAAAGUGACAGAUUGAGUUCACCCAUCUUUGUUAUGAAGAAGCUAAUGAAAUCAGAAGAGAAUUAUGAAAUAUAAUGGGAAAAGGAAUGAUCUGGCUUAUAUAAGAGUUUUUAAAAUAUACUCUUUGGAGUUAGUCUCACAAUGUCCAUUCCUAUAGCUCCUAUGUUAUGAAUAUUAAUAAAUAGCCUAAUAUAUUAGUCACUGUUUGUCAUCUUUAAAUUACUUCAGAGCUCCAAGUUAUCAAGACUGCUGAAAAGGAGAUUCCUUACCCUAGAGAUUCUGAUUAGCAGGUCUGUGAUAAGGUCAAGGAUCCUCAUUUGUAACCAGCUUUCGUAACUAGAUUCCCUACAUAGAAAUCUAUGUAGGCCAGGUAAGGUGGCUGAUGCCUGUAAUCCCAGCACUUUGGGAGGCCAAGGUGGGCAGAUCAUGAGGUCAGGCAUCCGGGACUGGCUAACAUGGGGAAACCCCAUUCUUACUAAAAAUACAAAAAUAAGCCGGGCGUGGUGGCGCAUACCUGUAAUCCCAGCUACUCAGGAGGCUGAGGCAGGAGAAUUGCUUGAACCCAGGAGGCAGAGGUUGUAGUGAGUCAAGAUCAUGCCACUGCACCCCAGCCUGGGUGACAGAGGGAGAUGCCUUUUUCUUUUUUUUUUUUUUUUUUUUUUGAGACUCUAUCUCUGAUAAUUACUUUUCUUAUAUUUAAUUUUAAGGUCAUUGAUAAAUUUUGAAAAGGAAUAUAAAUAGAAUAAAGAUAUAAUCUUCAUGGCCAGCAGAUGUCACUCUCUGUGUGGCUUUGAAUGAAAGCAACUUUACUCUCAUUACAGAUUUUGCCAAAUAGCUGAUUUUAAGCAUCCCUAGAAAAGAUACUAGUGGCUCAAAUUUAAAAUGCCCCACCUGGCCCUCUGUGGACUCAAAAUUGGCAGGCAGAACUCUGGUGGAACCAGUAACCUCCAGACCAAGAAAUCGCUGAAAAACACAGGUGAGAAAGAAAAUAUAAGUGACUUUUUCUGUAAUACUGACAAGCAUGUGGAUUUUGGCAUCCUCACUGUUUGUCUAAGUCACCAAAAGCUGCUUAAAGUUAGUGACUAAUGGGUCAGCAUUUUGGGGCAUGAACCAAUGGGAAUCAAAACUAAAUAGACUUAUACUUUUAAAUAGUGAACUUGAUGAUACUUGAAUUGUAUCUUUAUUUUAUUUUUUGAGACAGAAUCUCACUCUGUCACCCAGGCUGGAGAGCAGUGGUGUGAUCUUGACUCACUGCAGUCUCCACUCCUGGGUUCAAGACAUUGUCCUGCCUCAGCCUUCCGAGUAGCUGGGAUUACAGACACCCACAACUGCAUCUGGCUAAUUUUUGUAUUUUUAGUAGAGACAGGCUUUCAUCAUGUUGGCCAGGCUGGUCUUGAACUCUUGACCUCAAGCCAUCCACUCCCAAAGUGCUGGGAUUAUAGGCGUGAGCCAUUAAGCCCAGCCUCAAUUUUUAAAAAUAGGCUCUGAGGCCAGGUGCAGUGGCUCACACCUGUAAUCCCAGCACUUUGGGAGGCUGAGGGAAGAAGGCUGUUGAGGCCAGGAGUUCAAGACCAGUCUGAGCAACAUAUCAAGACCCUGUCUCUACAAAAAAUAAAAGUAGCUGAGCAUUGUAGCACAUGUCUGUAGUCCAGCUACUGGAGAGACUGAGGCAGGAGGAUUGCUUGAGCCCAAAACAUUGAGGCUGAAGUUGGUCAUGAUGGUCCCACAGUACUCUAGCCUAGGUGACAGAGUGAGACACUGUCUGAAAAAAAAAAAAAAAAAAAAAAAAAAGACUGGUCACAGUGGCUCACAGCUGUAAUUCCAGCACUUUGGGAAACUGGCAGGAGGAUCACUUGAGCCCAGGAGCUUGAGACCAGCCUGGCCAACAAAGUGACACCCUGUCUACAAAAAUUAGCCUGGUAUGGUGGCAUACACCCAUAGUCCUAGCUACUUAGGAGGCUAAAAUAGGAAGAUCACUUGAGCCCAGGAGGUGGAAGCUGCAGUGAGCUGUGAAUAUGCCACUGCACUCCAGCCCAGGCAACAGAGUGAGACCCUGUGUCAAAAAAAAAAACAAAAAAACCUCUGGAUAUUUAUAGUAUACAGAUUGUUUUUGUUUGUUUGUUUUUAAGCACUAAAUUAUAUUAGAUAUUAUGAGCAUGGCUUUAAUAUCUGCCAGGCAUUUAGAAACAUAGAAUUUGAAGCUUUCAAAGUCUACCUUAAUUUGAAGGGCAGUAUAAGGUUAUUGCCUAUUGUAAUUUGUACUUCUAAGAAAAAAGAGAGACCUCAGGUUUUUUUUACUUUUGUUUUACAAAUUUGCCAUAAAUCUUACUAUAAUUCAGCAAUGGAUUGAGUCCUAUUUCGCUACUUACUAACUGUAUAAACUUUGUAAUUUUUGCCAUAUAGGAAUCAAGAGAUCUGACAGUCUGAUCAUCUUGUUUUGACCUGCUUAACAUUCAUUCAUUAACUUGCUUCUUUUAAUAGUAACAUCCAGCUUUUUCUUGAGGAACUAUUUUCCCCCCGCUAUCAGCCCAUAUGACCCCCCCCCCCCGGCUGGUUAGCUCCAGUACCUUUGCUGGAAUUAAUGGGGAAGAUGCUAUACGUGCUAAACUAAUAGGAUAUGUCUGGACUUCCAGUGGUCAGUUUUGCUACCCGUAUUAGGGUUCUUCAGAGAUUCAGAACGAAUAGAAUGUAUGUACAUGUAAAAGGGAUUUUAUUAGAAAGAAUUGGCUCACCUGAUCACAAGGCAAAGUCCCAUGAUAGGCCAUAAGCAAGCUGGGGAUGAGAGAAGCCAGUAGGGAUUCAAUCUGAAAGCCGCAAAACUGGGGAAGCUGACAGUGCAGUCUUAAGUCUGUGGCCAAAGGCCCUAGAGCCCCUGACAAUCCACUGGUGUAAAUCCAAGAGUUCAAAGGCCAAAGAACCUGCAGUCUGAUGUCCAAGGUCAGGAGGAGCAGGAGGAAGCAUCCAGCAUGGGAAAAAGAAGGAAGCGAAGAGACGCAGCAUGCAAAAGCUAUCCUGACUGCUUUGUUCUAGCAGAGAGCAAAUGUAAGCUGUAAAUGCUUACAUUAAAACGAAAAGUCAUCUAGGCGCAGUGGCUCUGCCUGUAAUCGCAACACUAUGGGAGGCCAAAGCAGUUGGACCACCUGAGGUCAGGAGUUCAAGACCAGCCUGACCAACAUGAUGAAACCUUAUCUCUACUAAAAAUACAAAAAUUAGCUGGGCGUUGUGGCAGGCACCUAUAAUCCCAGCUACUUAGGAGGCUGAGACAGGAGAAUCGUUUGAACCCAGGAGGCAGAGGUUGCAGCGAGCCAAGAUCGCACCAUUGCACUCCAGCCUGGGCAGCAGGGUAAGACUCUGUCUCAACAAAAAAACAAAGAAAAGAAAAGUCAAUAACCUAAACUUACACCUAAAGAAACUAGAAAAAUAAGAGCAAACUAAACUCAAAGCAAGUAGAAGGAAGGAAAUAAUAAAGAUUAGAGGGAAAUAAAUGAAAGUGACAAACAAUAGAGAAAAUCAUAGAAAUUAACAGUUGGUCCUUUGAAAAUAUUAACAAAAUUCAAAAAGCUUAAGUUAGACUGACCUAGGAAAAACAGGAGAAAGAGGGGACGUUACUACCAACCUUACAGAAUCGAAGGAAAUAUUUUGAACAAUUGUAUACCAACAAAUUAGAUAACCUAGAUGAAAUGGAAAAAUUCAGAAGGCACAAACUCCCAAAACUGACUCAAAGAAAAAAUAGAAGCUCUGAAUAGACCUAUAAAAAGUAAAAAGAUUGAGGCAGUAAUCCAAAAAAAUUCGAGGAAUUGGGGAAAGUCUUAGGACCAGAUGGUUUUGCUGUCAUCUGAUGAAUUCUACAAAAUAUUGAAAGAAUACCAAUCCUUCACAGAUUCUUCCAAAAUGUUGAGAAGGGAGGAACACUUACCUCAUUCUGUAAUAUCAAACCAGACAAAUAACAUCACAAGAAAACUACACACCAGUAUUCCUUAUGAAAAUUGAAAAGGGAGGAACACUUACCUAAUUCCGUAAUAUCAUACCAAACAAAUAGCAUCACAAGAAAACUACACACCAGUAUUCCUUAUGAAAAUUGAAAAGGGAGGAACACUUAUCUCAUUCUGUAAUAUCAAACCAGACAAAUAACAUCACAAGAAAUUGACAGACUUGUAUUCCUUAUGAAUAUGCUUAUUAAAAUCCUCAAUAAAAUACUAGCAAACUCAAUCCAACAACAUAUUAAAACUAUUAUACAUUAUGACAAAGUGAGAUUUAUUCUAAGAAUGCAAGGUUGGUUCAAUGUGAAAGCAAACCAGUACAAUACAUGAAACUAAUAGAAUAAAAGAAACCACAUGAUCAUUUCAACAGACAGAAAAAGCACUUGACAAAUGCAAUAUCCUUUAAUUUAAAAAAAAAAAACAAAAACUAGAAAUAGAAGGAGACUUCCCCAACUUGAUAAGCCUUUAUAAAGAACCCACAGCUAACAUACUUAGUGGUGAAAAAAAGCCUUUCCCACAAGAUCAGGAAAAGACAGUACUGUCUAUUCUCACCACUUGUUUUUUUGAGACAAGGUCUCGCUCUGUUGCUCAGGCUGGAGUGCAGUGGCACAGUCAUGGCUCACUGCAGCCUCCACCUGCCAGGCUCAAAUGAUCCUUCAGCCUCCUGAGUAGCUGCAACCACAGGCACACACCACCAUGGUAGGUUGAUUUUUUGUAUUGUUAGUAGAGGUGGGAUUUUCCCAUGUUGCCCAGGCUAGUCUCAAACUCCUGAGCUCGAGCAUUCCGCCUGCCUCAGCCUCCCAGAGUGCCAGUAUUAUAGAUGUGAGCCACUGCUCCCAGCCACCACUUGUAUUUAACACUGUACUUGGAGGUUCUUGGCAGGGCAAUUAGGCAAGAAAAAGAAGAAUUACUUCUUAUUACCAUUUGUUAUUGGACAUAGAAGCUCUAAGAGGUGUACUCGGAGCACGCACUGGUGUCCCAGACAUAGUCUUUCUUGCUGCCAUUGUGUAGCAGCAAACCAGUUUCUCCUUGGUAAUCAUAAUUGAUUGCCUUAGCCAGUAAAGUAUUUCCAUUCUCUGCCUAUUGGUUCAUUGACAUGAGCCCAGCACUAAUAGUGAUGGACAGAAUUCAGUUGCCAGAUAAUAGGACCCAAAAUGACAGAUCUAUAAUUUAUUACAGGAAGAGGACGUAGUAUAUAGCAUCAGCAUUGAAAUACAGAUAUGCAUCAUAGCUAAAGGCUGCCUCAUACAAAGAGGUCUAGAGAGGAUAGUUUUGAGCACUAAGUGUCAGGGCCUGUGGUAGGCAGAAAAAUGGUCCUUCAAAGAUGUCAGCAUACUUAUCCCUGAAACCUCUGCGUGUGUUACUUUAUGUGGCAAAAAAGGACUUUGCACAUUUGAUUAAGUGAAAUAUCUUGAGAUAAGAAGAUUAUCCUGGAUUAUACAAUGGGCACAUUGUAGUCACAAGGGUCCCUCUCAUAAGGAGACAGAAGAGACAGGAGGAGAUGUGAAGAUAAAAGCAAAGGUCAGGGAGUCAGAGUUUUGAAGAUGCUACUCUGCCAGCUUUGAAGAUGGAGGAAGGGGCCACCAACCAAGGAAUUCAGGCAGCCUUAAAAUUUGGAAAAGGUAAAGACACAUUUUCCACUUGAAUUUCCAGAAGGAAUAAGCCUGUUGACUGACAACUUGACCUUAGUUUAUAAGACUGAUUUUGGACUUAUGACCUAUGGAAUUUAAGAUAAUAAAUUUAUGUUAUUU